UUUAUCGAUAAUUCCGCGGUCACACUGAUUUCCACUGCAAGAAUUAGCAAUUUGCAAACUUUAGCUUUUUUACAAUUUUAAGCUAAAAAACGGCAGCUGAAUAAACUGCUAGGAGCACUCAACGCCUUCCUUCCACUCAAUACUCAGAGGCACCAUGUCGCAGGGCGGUGGCACACCAGCGGGCAGCAACGCGGCCGCACUACAGGCAACUGGCGGGGGCGUGGUCUUCAGCAAGGUCUUUAUACAGCGCGACUACAGCGUCGGCACCUCCGUCAAAUUUCACACGAGGCUUCCCACAGAACUGGAGGGUAUUAUUGAACGACACGUCUUCGAGUCUACCAUCAAUAGGCUAAACGAAUUUUAUGCCGAGGCGGAGGAGGGCUCCUGCGGCACCUACUGUGAAGGCUGUAUAGGCUGCAUCACAGCAUACUUGAUCUACAUGUGCUCCGAAACGCACUACGAGAAGACCCUUCGCAAGAUAUCCAAAUUUGUGGCUUCCCAGAAUGAGCGCAUUUACCAUCAGAAGGGACUGCAGCUGAUUGAUCCCACCUUUCGGGGUCUCCGCGUCAUAGAGAUUACAAUAUUCGAUCGUCCUGGGCGAACGUGACUUCCGCUUUCCCAUUCAGCCAAUGAGUUUUUCAUGUGAGAACAACCAACAGCAACGCAUCAGCGUGGAGAAGAGAGGAGGAUCCGUUUCGGGAAUUAGCAAGCAAAAAGUCAAUGCCAUUGUACGUGUGUGUGUAUGUGUGUGUGUUUCCAAAUAUCCAAAAGCUGUGGAAUCAGCUAAAGCUUUAUAUUAUAUCAACAUAUGUAUUGGCAGCACGGCGUUCGGUUCGUGUUUUGGGGCAUGCGACUUAGUCAUGAGUGUGCUGGGGACGCGGACGAGCCGUCCCUGUUGCAGCCACAUACCAUACGAUAUACCUUAAAAUAACAAAAGUUAAUGGUUAGCCAAGGUUAGAUAGUAUUUACGCAUUAGCAGGCAUUAGUUAUGUAAGUGAAAAGCUACUGAAUUGCAUUUUGAGCCCAAGGGAUAGUUGCAGCAUUGUCUAACAGAUUGUUUGUUUUUUAAUUAAAUAUAUAAAUGUAGCAUAACUGUAGUAUCUUCUAACCCUUCGCUUGUCCCAUCUUUGAACAAGUGCGUUACAACCGCAGAGCAUGCGAAAAUAGUUAUAUGUAGGAUCAUUACGACUAAACUAAACGAUUUCAGACAGCGCCAAAUGAACUUAACCAUCGACAAGCGAAGAAUUGUUCGAUUAACAUACAACUCCGCAACAUUGAUUAACAUAGUUGUCUAGCCUAUAAGGAAAUAUAUUAAAACAUAUAUUGCCGUCAUUUAAACGAA
Molecule: messenger RNA, 1342 nt
Organism: Drosophila subobscura
Lineage: Eukaryota; Metazoa; Arthropoda; Insecta; Diptera; Drosophilidae
Product: golgin subfamily A member 7
Exons: 5
Coding region: 155-607 (150 amino acids)
Biological process (GO): protein targeting to membrane; peptidyl-L-cysteine S-palmitoylation
Cellular component (GO): palmitoyltransferase complex
Source: RefSeq, a predicted model, not a curated record